CGUAUUGCGGCUUGCUGCCCUCUGAUUUCACUGAGGCCAGCAGACGAACACGUAGGCACACGCAGUGCUCCUCCCGCCAAUCUAAACAACCGCUAAUCUUAUCUGGGAACUGUCCAUUACCACCACAGAUUUCUAUGCAUUUCCUCCUAAUAUUUGCGGAAUAUUCAUCCCUUCUGUCAUUUCACCUCUACAAAAUCUAACAAUGCUCCUACGUGGCAUCAUCUCCACUCCACUCCCGUCGCUCCACUUCAAAACAAAUCGAAGCUACACCGUUUCAGCUAAAAUCACCACCACCGCCAACAAAUUCUCCAUCUCCGACCAAGAACUCGAAUCCCGUGGCUUCAUUCUGCGCCGCACCAUCUCCGACCUCGACCUCGACCACUUAAACUCGGUGUUCGUUGCCGUCGGAUUCCCCAGGCGUGACCCAGAGAAAAUAAAACUGGCGUUAGAACACACCAACUCUCUGCUAUGGAUCGAGUACAAGGAGACACAGAAACCGGUGGCGUUUGCUAGAGCGACGGGUGACGAUGUGUUCAACGCAAUCGUUUGGGACGUAGUGGUUGACCCAUCCUUUCAAGGGAUUGGUUUAGGGAAGGCGGUGAUGGAGAGAUUGAUAGAAGAGCUGUUAGCAAAAGGGAUUUCUAAUAUAGCGCUGUAUUCUGAGCCCAGAGUCCUGGGGUUUUAUAGGCCAUUAGGAUUUGUAGCGGACCCAGAUGGGAUUCGCGGCAUGGUUUAUUCAAGAAAAAACAAAAACAAGAAUUCAUGAUUUUUUCCUUUCUUUAUACCCAAUUAAAUCUUAAUCAAAUAAAACAAGCUCAUGAAUGGCC
Molecule: messenger RNA, 827 nt
Organism: Mangifera indica (mango)
Lineage: Eukaryota; Viridiplantae; Streptophyta; Magnoliopsida; Sapindales; Anacardiaceae
Product: serotonin N-acetyltransferase 2, chloroplastic
Exons: 1
Coding region: 203-766 (187 amino acids)
Cellular component (GO): cytoplasm
Molecular function (GO): N-acetyltransferase activity
Source: RefSeq, a predicted model, not a curated record